Messenger RNA from Brachypodium distachyon (stiff brome), 1154 nucleotides. RefSeq names its product endo-1,3;1,4-beta-D-glucanase. The transcript is spliced from 7 exons. NCBI's taxonomy places the organism in Eukaryota, Viridiplantae, Streptophyta, Magnoliopsida, Poales, Poaceae. The record is from RefSeq and is a predicted model, not a curated record. The coding region runs from base 95 to 958 and encodes 287 amino acids. Gene Ontology annotation, molecular function: hydrolase activity.
GUUUCCCCGCGCGCGACGCACCGCGAGUGUAGAUACACCCAUCUAGCCUAGGAGUACUCCUCUGCACCCGCCGGACCAAGCAAAUUAAGACGGCAUGGGCUCUUCGUCGCUUCUCCCAUGCCUCCUCCUCCUCCUGGCCACGGCGCUCUCCGGCGAGGCCACCGCGCGGCUCGUGCUCCCGUCCCAUGAGCCGUCGUCCAAGUCCAGCCAGCAGUGUCUGGAUAACCCGCCCGAUCUGACGGCCGCGGGCGGCGAGGGCGAGGCGGGGCAGCUCGUCCCCGACCUCGGUGGCCUCCAGGCCUACGUCACCGGCUCCCGCCUCUCCGCGUACGCCGUCGUCAUCGCCUCCGACUACUACGGAUUCCAAGCGCCAAAACUGAGGAAAAUAGCGGAUCAAGUCGCAGAUGAUGGAUACUUGGUCGUCGUUCCUGAUCUCUUGCACGGGGACCCUUACAAGGAUGAUCCCAAGAAUUCGUUUUCAGAGUGGCUGAAAACACACUCUCCGGUCGAAGCAGCUGAAAAGACUCAAGUGCUUAUUGCUGCUCUGAAGAAGCAAGGGGUUUCUGUGGUUGGGGUUGCAGGUUAUUGCUGGGGUGGAAAGGUGGCCGUGGAGCUAUCGAAGUCUGAAGAAAUCGAAGCAGUUGUCAUCUCGCAUCCUGCACUAGUGACCGUCGAUGACAUGAAGGAGGUCAAACAUCCCAUUGAGGUUCUUGGAGCAGAGCUUGAUGACACUUCUCCACCGAAGCUAGUGCACCAGUUCGAACAUGCCUUAGAUCAGAAUAAAAUGAUUGACCACUUCGUGAAGAUCUUCCCGGGCGUGCCCCACGGCUUCGCCUGCAGAUACGACGCCAACGACCAGUUCGCCGUCAAAACCGCCGAGGAAGCACGCGGUGACAUGCUCAGUUGGUUCAACAAGUAUCUGAAGAAUCAGCGAGACCUCCCGCUCCAUGGAUCUUAGAAACCCGUCUUCGGUUGUGCUGAAUAAAGUGUAGCACGCUCUGUCUUUCUGAAUAAGUUAGCACAUCAGUGGAUGUAUGUUUUGUGACCUUAGCACACUGCACAUCCCGCUCCAAAGCUGUUUGCGUGACAUGGAAAUUGAUUGACACAUUCGUUCCAGGUCACAGGAAAUUGAUUCGUUUCAGAGAUCUCGUAAA